CCCUUUAAGAGAAUAGGAGGUUAAACCCUGUGUGUGCUGUGUAAACUGUGUGUCCUUGCUUGUUUCAAUAUGUCUCAAUAUGUGUUAAUAAUGCUCUAGAAAUCCAUUGCAACAGUCGCUUCUAUGCAAUGAAAAGGCAUGAUUUCACAACUAAACGUUUGCCUUCUUCAGGCUGGGGCAUGCCGCUGUUGCUGCUUGAAAUCACUGCACUGGAAUUACACAGUGGGUCCUCAGGAUUACUGUCUCAUGACGUUGCUGUUAAAAUGAAACCAAAUGAGUGAUGUCGUUCCCUUCUUUGAGGCCACACACACAAAAACUCCACCACGAUAUUAGGCUGAAUGUUCUGAAUCCGGCAGCAGGAAGAGAAGAGAUGUACAGUUCAAACUGCUCUGGGUAGAUGUAUUGGCCAUCUAAUGCAUGACUAUUCGCCCCAGUGUAUGAUGUCAUAUAUUUCUGUAAUUAAUUAUCGAAUUGUCAAACUCUUGAGGAGUAUGGGAAAUGCUUUAGGCCUACGUACUAGGAAACACCUUUGUCCUACUACAGCAUACUGCCCUUCCUUAUUCUUGGAUACUGGACGUUUUUGAGUCAUGUAAAAUGCUAUGUCUGGGUUGACUAUACAUUCUCAUCACAGAUUUUUCUCCUUCUUUGGGAUGUUGAUUGGGAAAAACCCUCAGUGGUAGGCUACAAAGGUUCCCCACCUCUCAUUGUCCUCACACCUGGAAAGACACCUGGGGCCUAUACAAAGAAGCUGGUUCAGGAGUAAACCAGGUUAAGUUAAGAGGUAAAUCAUCUAAUAGAAGAGCAUGGCGUUCUCAUGAGGACUCGUAUGUAAUGCAUACAGUUAUCCAUAAUAGGUUUUGUUUCAUUUUAAAGGUUUUAUUCUGUAAAUAUUUGAGCUAGGUACUAGCAAGACAGUUAGAAGAAGUUACCCUUUGGAAAUAAUAAUAUUCUCAGUGGCAACAUGACCUCAAUCCUGAAACACAGUUGUGUAAAUGAAAUAAAGUUUAAGUAGCCAUAACCAUUACACGGUAUGUGCACAUAGAAGGUUUAAAAUGUAUGAAACAGGACAUUAUAUGGAUUAAGGCAACAACACACAUAACUUAAAGUGUGCACUAACAGGUAGCCUAUUACCAAAGGAGAAGAAUUUCCCCUCUGAACCAAUCAUGCUUUUUCACAUCCAACCACUGACCCUAAAUUGAGGAAGUGUUCACAAUCAAAAAGUUUAGAGACAAACUGCUUGAGUGAGAUUCGUCUGCCAGCACUGACGGGAGCAGGAGGACAUUUUUUGUACUUAAAAGAGCACAGGUAGGAUAGCUUCAUCUGUUCUGUUUUUAGGUUAUAAAAUAUAACUUGUGACAAACAAAACAAAAAAACAACCUCUGUGCAGUGAGUUUGUCCAGCUAACUCAGUGCUGUGUGGUCCGGAUCAAAUUGGUUAACAAAUUCUAUUGGGGCUGCUUGAUAAGUUCAGGCCAUCUGACAUAAUGUGUGUUUCAAAGGAAACACUUCAUAGCACAACACAACACAUAGCUUAUGUCAUCUCUGUAUGUUUAACUGACCCCUACUUAACUUGGAAAAGCAGUGAUAUAGUAUCUGUGUACCAGUAGGACUACAAAUUGAGUUGUUUACAAUAUCUCCAAAAGGAAGUGCAAAUAAAAUGUAUUCAUUUCCUAUGAAUAUCUUACAUUUCCUUACACAUGUUACAUCGGAAAGACGUAAACUAGAUUGAGGCACUUCCUGAGCUUCUCAUGUUUCCUGUGUGAGAAUCUUCACUUUCAAUGCAUUCUAGACGGCAUAUGGCUUUCCCCCUGCCACACAAGAAGUCAACAAGAAGUCUUUCAAAUGAUCUGCAGUGUUACCAUGUGAUUAUGAGUAAAUGUAUUCUCUCAUAGAAACCAGUUAAAAUUUGACUUUACAUCAUUAUUUCUAUACUGCAGUGCCAGUUUCUACCGUUGUAAACUAAUUCACAGUCAGAUCGACUGUGGACUGUGGACUUUACACCGAGGUGUAAAACUGAAAAUGAUCUGUGUCAUUUGUUCCUUCUUGUCGACCACACAGUAGGCUAAGUCUCGUGGGCCCAUUGGUCUGGUGACGUGUGUACAGUAACACAGUAAGGUACGAUUAUUAUUUCCAUUUCUUCCCAUUUUCUCUUUUUCCUUUUUAAUAUGUAACUGUUCUCAUUUUUUGUCCAUACGCUUCAAAGAUACUGCCGUACCUUCUUUGGCCUUUUUUCACAGGCCAUUUUAUUUAUUGUUGUUUCUUUUUGUAUCACCUUUUAGAAUGACUGAAAGACUGGCUAACCACAUUACUCUUACAGGAGUUUUUAUCCAAAGCAAUUUACAAUAGGACACACAGAGUGUGAGGAGAUACAGACUUGUACCUGCAACAUAUAGGCCUACAGAUACAGACUUCCACAAGAUAUACAUGUGCAUACAACAUAUAAACAACAACCAAUAGUAUUCUGUGUUGUUUAUAUGUUCUAUGCACUUGUUUAUUAAUAUAUUAUUUCCUCGGCUUCACCUCAGUGUUAAUAGUUUAGGUGUUUGGAUCCCUAAUAAAACAGAAUGGCAGACACUGAUCUUUUGUUACCUCAUGAGGACCCGGAGCAACCUCUCCCCUCGCCCUCAGCCUGUGACAAGGCACAACAAACACAGCAGCCCCCCCCUUACAGCCCAGCGCCGCCCCCCUAUGCUGCCCAGCCCUCGCCUAGCCCUCACUUCCCUGCACCAGAGCCUGGUUUCACUGGAGGCUAUCAGAGCACCUCAGCAGAAUAUCCAGGUGUUCUGCGUGGUGACUGUUCAGCUGGUCUUCACCUUCAGUGUGGUGUGUGUGUUCACCUUCUCCAGCGCGGUGCAGGAUGCUGUAUUGAAGAACAUCUGGAUUUUCUACAGCUCCUUGAUAGUCUACCUGGUGUCCGCCAUGUGCCUCAUCUGCUGCAGGUCCCUCAGCAGGCUCCAUCCAUGGAACCUCGUGGCCCUGGGUGUGAUCACAGUCAGUCUCUCGUACAUGGUGGGCACGGUGGCCUCAAUGUACAACACCCCUGCUGUCAUCAUUGCCAUGGGUUCCACUCUGGCCAUCUCUGUUGGCGUCAUAGCCUUCUCAGCACAGACUAAAGUGGACUUCACCGUCUGCAACGGAUUGCUGUUUGCACUGGCACUGAACGUUGUGAUGUUGGGAUUCUUCAGCAUCUUUUUCUACUCCAAAAUGCUGCAGGUGUUCUAUGGCUUUCUUGGAGCCAUACUGUUCUCAAUGUUCCUGGUGGUGGAUUGCCAGCUUGUGAUGGGGAGAGCAACGUAUGCCCUGAGCCCAGAGGAGCACGUGUUCGCCGCCCUCAACAUAUACCUGGACAUGAUCAAUAUCUUCCUCUACAUACUGAUGAUCUUUGGCGGAGGCAGGAAAUGAAGUAUGUUGUGUGGCGUCAAAAAACGAUACAUAAACUGCUUCUCAUCUUGGAUUGUGAAUAGUUGGUCCACUGUGCCAAAUGUGUUUAUUCUUAAGCUGACAUUUUUGUGGAGUUAUUUUUAGAUGCGUCCCAGAGGGUAUGUCUGUCCGUCUGAAACGCAUUCUUUAAAUUGUAAUUCCUUCCUAUGUCCACAAGGCGGCAGAUUUUUUGGCCUGGAGCUCCCAGGUCCCCUCUGCAUAGACGGACGCAUCUUUGUCCGCCUGCUGGAUUUGUUCUUUUUUUCGUGUCAGGUGAAUGAAAGAUUUAAGGGUAGCUUUGAGGAAUUACUAACUAAAGAAACCUAGCCAAUGUUUAAAAUAUACACCUCAAAAUGGAAAAUGUGAAAUUAUAAGCCACUGUAAAUAGACACAACCAAGGUCAAGGUUUGGGGAACCGAUGAUUAUAAUUUGUAAUGCAAGCAUUUAGUGCUUAUUCAAGUCACCGAGUUAAGAAAUAAUUACCAUUCACUUGUUUAUGUAACCAAAGAAAACUCAAUAUUCUUAUUUCAAGUGUUAUGUGCAUGGUUUGUUUCGUUUGGAACUGAUGUAUUCGUAGUUUUGUAUAAAGAUAUAUAGCACAAGAAGCACACAUACUAUAAGCAACUAACUAGCAAAACAAAAAUAAACAAAAUGGAAACACA
This is a messenger RNA of Engraulis encrasicolus (European anchovy), 4081 nucleotides long. RefSeq names its product protein lifeguard 1. The transcript has 5 exons. The record is from RefSeq and is a predicted model, not a curated record. Gene Ontology annotation, cellular component: Golgi apparatus; endoplasmic reticulum. Lineage: Eukaryota; Metazoa; Chordata; Actinopteri; Clupeiformes; Engraulidae. Gene Ontology annotation, biological process: negative regulation of apoptotic signaling pathway. Bases 2481 to 3401 code for a protein of 306 amino acids.